Danio aesculapii is the source of this 1560-nucleotide messenger RNA. Its product is annotated as chemokine-like factor. Bases 281 to 706 code for a protein of 141 amino acids. The record is from RefSeq and is a predicted model, not a curated record. Gene Ontology annotation, cellular component: membrane. The transcript has 4 exons. NCBI's taxonomy places the organism in Eukaryota, Metazoa, Chordata, Actinopteri, Cypriniformes, Danionidae.
UAUUAUAUUUAUCACUAUACAUUUUGGUAAUCACUUUGAUAAUUUAUCAGUGUAUACAGAAAUAUUAUCACCAAAUAUAAAGAGAGAAGUUCACCGAAAGUCAAAAGGCUUUGAACCAAAGACAAAAGAUAUUUACUGCAUCUUUGAAAAAAUAUAUAUUUAGUCAUUUCCUCAUGAGACAAAGAGGAAAUACUCACUCAGGAAGUAAUGUGCAAGUUUGUUAUGCUGUUAUGACAAUCCAUCGACAAAACACAUACGCAAAGAUCACAUUAAUGCCACAAUGGAAGUUGAUUUGGCCUUGUUGAAGUCCUCAAAAGGUCUACUGAAAAUAGCAGAAAUGGUGUGUGUUUUUGUGGCUUUUGUGUCGUAUGCAGUGGCAUCCCGGCCACCCUACAUUGCAGCAACAUGCAUAGAGUUUUUCAUCACGCUUGGUUUUUUUCUGCUCUACCUUCUGAAACUCAACAAAGUGUUCACUCUCUUCUUCUGGCCACUCAUUGAUGUGUUCAACUCACUCUUUGCAGCUGCAUUCAUGUUUAUUCUUAGCCUGGUUGCAGUUUCAACAUUCACAGUGAAGGGCACUUUGAGCGGAGGGAUCGUGGGCUUUGUGGCUGCAGCCUUGUGGUCAUUGGAUGGCUAUAUUCUUUUCAAAAAAAUCUCAUUCAACAAGCCAAGAACCACCACAAGGGCCCAAACAGGGGAAGAUUAACGCUCCAUAGCUGUGUUGACUCAUUUUGUGAGUGGGUCAUUUUUAUAGCCAAAAUAAGAGUGUCAAAUAUUUUAAACUGCUGUAUAAUGUAUACUUUUCCUCAUGAAUAAUGUUAAAAAGAAUUAGGAACCCUGAAAAGACUGAAAACUACACACAAAUCUGCAUAAUAAAGUAUUUCAAAUAGAUUUGUUUAAAUUUUAGAGUCUGUGGGUUCAAUAAAUAAAUAAAUACUGAGAAAACUAUCUUUAAAUUUGUUCAGAUUAAGUUUUUAGCAAGGGGGGCAUGGUUGGUUAGCACGAAUGCCUCACAGCAAGAAGGUUGCUGGUUCGAGCCUUGGCUGGGUUAGCUGGCAUUUCUGUGUGGAGUUUGCAUGUUCUCCCAAUGUUGGUGUGGGUUUCCUCCAGGUGCUCCGGUUUCCCCCACAGUCCAAAGACAUACGCUAUAGGUGAAUUAGGUAGGCUAAAUUGUCCGUAGUGUGUGUGAAUGAGAGUGUAUGGGUGUCUCCGACCAAUGGGUUGCAGCUGAAAGGGCAUUCCCUGCGUAAAAUAUAUGCUCGAUUAGUUGGCGGUUCAUUCCGCUGUGGCAACCCCUGAUUAAUAAAGGGACUAAGCCGAAAAGAAAAUGAAUAAAUGAAAUUGGCCAUAGUGUAUGUAUGUGUGUGUGUGAGAGAGUGCAUGGUUGUUUCCCAGUACUGGGUUGCACCUGGAAGGGCUACUGCUGUGUAAAAUGUAUGCCGGAAUAGUUGGCAGUUCAUUCCGCUGUGGUGACCUCUAAAAUAGAGACUAUGCUAAAGGAAAAUUAAUAAAUGAAGUCUUUUAGCAAUGUAUACUAUUAAUAAAAGGUUUGAUAUCUUA